AUGGAAGAAAACGCCAUCGACAUUCCCAGCCCACCCACUCUGCCAGCCGAUACGCAUCCAGGGCUACAUCCGCACAUGCCGCCAUGCGCAUCGAUUACUUCUCGCGGGGAAAGCGGAUGCAGUCGCACCAACAGCAGCGGCAGAGGCAGCGGGAACCCAUUGCGCAGCAAUAGUCCCCCUCCUCCUUCUAUUCUUUCUCAUCCUCCGAAGAGAACUACAUCCCGCAAGAUACUUCAUUCGUGGAAUCCCGGACCAAAGGGCAUGACAACUGGGGACGACAGUGUAGACCGCGAUUUACUACCGCCAAGUUUCGGCGGUUAUCUCGAGUGGACUCCCUUAUCCACUAUCACGGACAUCAGUUCGAUACAGAGCCUCGACCAGGCACAAAGCAGGCAUUCGACGAUGACAAUGACGCCUGCGAAUGUAAACACCGCGCCGCCCUUGAAUUCCUUUGGCGAGACCCAGCAUAGCUCCAACAAUAUACACAAUUACGUGGCAGACCACCAACCGCAACAGCAGGAAGAGCGAUGGCUGCACGAACAAAAGCAACGACAACAAAAACACACAAACCAUCAUCGCUAUCAAAAUCAGCACAGGGAGAAACCACCACCACCACCAGAGGAACCACAAAAACAACAACAACAACAACGCGGACGCAGCAGAGACAAGGACAAGGAGAAGCACCACAAAAAGGCCUCACACGGCCUCAUGACCUUCUUUCGCGCCACGCUGCGCGUCCGCAGCCGCAGCCGCGACAAGAGCCGCGAAAGCAAGCGCAGCCGCAGCACCAAAUGCAGCCGUAGCACCAAAAGCAGCCGCAGCAUCAAACGUAGCGGUGCAAUCGACGAUGCCGGCAACGAUGCCGCCGACGGCGACGAAGACGACGACGACGACGACGACAACAAUGCCCCCUACAACGCCAGCAACAAACACAAAAACAAAAAGAACAUCAACGAGCCCCCCAACAUCACCACCACCAACGACUUCUUCGACCCCUUCGCCAGCUUCGACGGCGAAUACCUGAACCACCACCACACCAACCCCACCACCGCGUCCGUCUCCCUCACCUCCAUCACCCCCAUCUCCGGCGUCCGCAGCUUCCGCGCCAUCUCGCCCAUGUCGUGGGAGGAGUCGCGCCGCGGCGGCGACGACGACGCCCACGACGCCGCCAACGAAGCCACCGGCACCGGCAACAUCUUCUCCUUCAACGUCGCCGACUGGCCCAAGGACCGCUCCCCCUCCUCCUCGCCGCCGCGGGAGGAGUCGGGGCGCGCGUUCGUCGCCACGCCCGUGCCUUAUGGCCGCCGCGGCCGCCGCGCCGUCCAGCGAGAAGGAGAGGGGGACAACGAGGAAGAGGAUGAUGAGGACGGCGACGACGGCGACGACGGCGGGAGGGAGCGCGCCGUGCGGUUCGCUGCCGCCGCCGCCGCCGACGCCGAGCGCGAUGGCGGCGCGGGCGACGCGUAUGAUGAGCACUGCUCCUUACGUUCCUUGUCCUCUUCUUCAUCGUCGUCGUCGUCGUCGUCGUCCAGCUCGUCGUCGUCGUCGCCUUCGUCGUUGUCGUUGCUGUCGUCCUCGUCGUCGUUCAACCGCCUCGCCCGCGCCGCCGUCAUGCAUGCGGAACGCAGCGGCGAUGAUGGCGAAGGUGCGGGGCGCCGGCUGCGGAGGACGCGGCACGGGCGCACGGUUUGUCGGAGCGGUUUGGGUGGAGGGGGAGCGUCGGCGUCGGCGUCGGCGUCGGCGUCGGCGGAUGAUGGCGAUGGUGGGGAUGCGAAUGCGCUCAUGGCCGCCGCCGGACCUGAUGAUGGCGAUGAAGAUGAACUGCCGCUGCUGCAAUUGCAGCAGCAACAGCGGAAUGAAGGUCAGGGCGCUUCUCGCGGGCGGCGGAGCCGGCGGGGGAAGGGGGAAGAUGGUGGAAAGGGAGUAGAAGGAGAUGGUUACGAUGAUGACGAUUACGAAGAGAUGGAUGCGGAGGAUGAAGCACUCGUGCUCGCACUGAUGCAGUUGCGGGAACUUAUUGUGCGGAAGCGGAGGAAGCGCAAGGAGAAAAGAGUGGCGCGGAAGCAGAAGCACGAGCAGCAGCAAGUUGAGGAGGGGGAUGGGCGGCAGCAGCAGCAGCAGCAGCAGCAUCAGUCUCAACUUCAGCCUCAGCAGGAGCCCUACCGGCAGUCGCACCUGAAGACUUAUGAGGAGUGGAUUGGAGACCGGCAGAAACCAGAACGAGAGGGAGGUGAAGACGUGCAGGAGGUGCAGGACGACAACGACAAUGACAACGGACCCGGUGAGUGGACCGGCACGGGCAUCGAGGAAGCCAUGAUGACUCCAUCCCUGGCUGCGAGCGAGCAGAUGAGCAGAGAGAUCACAGCCAAUCGAGGGGAGAAAGCCACGCCAUUAGGGAGGGCGCGGCGUGCAACCGCCACUUCGAGGCCAUCUUCGGUGGAGGGGUGGUCAAACAGCUUUGCUUCGUUCAUCCCGAGAAGCAAGAGGGCUGAUAGUGCAAGACUUCCCCUGCUAGUUCCCGCUACGCGUUUUGAUGAUGGUGGUGCUGUUGCUGCCUCUCCAUUCCCAGUCGGUGACGAUGAUGGAGAGGAGAGGAGAUGGUACCGUGAAGGCUAUGAAGAGGGGUGCAGCCAAAGACUAAUGACGUCCUUGUCCAUGCAUUUCUGCAGGAAUCAUCAAAAAAGACUGUAUGGUGGCGGCGCUGGCAUGGUUUCGCCUCCUUUGAUGGAGCAAGGGCCGGCGGCGAUGAAGGGCCCCAAGGAUGGAUAUAACAUCUGGCUAAAUGAACAAGUGGCGAAGCAGAAGAGAGAUGAUGCAGGAAGAAAGGUCAAGGAAACAUGGCGGAGGCAUAACAAACACAGGGAACAUCGUCAUCAGCAGCAACAGCCGGAAACUUCUUCCCAGACAAGCAAGGAUGUAGCAGAAAUUCCGCCCCUGACGAGAAUUCAUGCAUCUACAGACCUACAUAGGCCACUCGACAUGCCAGCCCCGCCGCAAAUGCCGCCAUGUCGUAGGUCGAAUUCGGUCAAGGAAGUGUUCAUCAAGAGAUCGACGAGACGCCCGGGUUCAAGGGCAGAUAUGGCAGAGCGUGCGUCUGUUCGGAUGCCAUCUGAACGACGAAGAUCUCUUGACUGCUUGAAGAAGGCCUUUGAAACUUCAAAGCAUGGGAGCCGCCACCGCCAACAAGGGGAGAGAGCUCCAGAACAGAACAUCAGACCCUCGUCCCGUACGCCCACCCGAUGCAUAAUAUCGGCUGAAAAGGAACAAAGCACGAAAAACCUAUCGCAUGAGAUGGGACGAGACAUGGACAGAAGGUCACGCCUCCCCCUGCCAGUAACACGGCCCCAAAAAACGACCAUCAGCGCUAGCAAGCCUCGAGAGGGCAGGAUGUCCAACGAUUCCAAGGGGCUGGAGUUGCUUUCCAGCCCCCCUGGAACACGUAGGCGAAGGCCUUCUCCGCAGCCACAUUCACAAAGAAGUAAAACGCGUGAAACAUAUUCGACAGACCGUCAUGUAAAGGCAACUCGCCAAACCACCGAUUCACCGCUUAAGAAACAAGCAACCGUUUACCAUCCGGCCCCUUCACCAGCUGUCCCAUACACCAACAGGGACGAGGGCAAAUAUAGUCAGCAGGGACCAAUCACAAGCCACGGAGAUGGAAGGAAAUCCCAUCUCGGGUCCAUCCAUGGGAAGAUAAAUGAUACUAGCAGUGUCAAGAAGACAGUGGACAAGGAUACUGGCGUUGAGAGGGCAAGUCCUAAGUCCGAACGCCGCAACAACACCACGGUCUCCCAGGAGGUCACUGAGGUUUCCAACAGCAACACCAAUGACGACAAAAGCCACCGAUUCAUCGCCCGGACCUCCGAAACGAAAGAAGCGACAGUGAAAGAAACGGAAAACAAAAGGGACGGCUGCCCCGAUGACCAUGGGAAGGACAAACAACCCCGCACAUCAAAUUGUCAUCCGGAUGGCGAGGGCUGGCCGCCUCUCAACAUUCUGACCAUGGCCGACCACCAGCUUCACAAACAGCUCUCGCACGCCUCUUCCACAGCCAGCGGCACGACACCAAGCGACGUCGUACACUCCGGUAGCUCGGUCGUCGACACAAACCAAGGCUCCUCUGGCAACACCAUUCCUACGCUUGCUACGGCGUCGUCUGGUGCGAGGAGAGUGAGCUCGGAUUCUUCCUCUGCGCAUCAGCACCACCACCAGGAGAAACAGCAACAGUAA
Diplodia corticola is the source of this 4230-nucleotide messenger RNA. RefSeq lists its product as uncharacterized. NCBI's taxonomy places the organism in Eukaryota, Fungi, Ascomycota, Dothideomycetes, Botryosphaeriales, Botryosphaeriaceae. The record is from RefSeq and is a predicted model, not a curated record. The coding region runs from base 1 to 4230 and encodes 1409 amino acids. The transcript has a single exon.